GAGACACAGAAGAUCACCCAUUCAUCCUAUUGAUUUUGUGUGGCUGAUUAUUGAUUAGUCAAACAGAAGCAAAUGGGCAAAAAGCAGCAGAUUAACAGGGGAUGGCUUCAAAUUAGAAGUUAUUAAUUUAAAUUACAAGAUUUCAUAGCUGUUGGAGAGGAGGAGGAGAGAGAUGUCAGCUGUGGCUCCAAACUCCAUCAAAGAAUCCACAACUGGGAAGGAAGAUGCUGCUCUUCACCCUCCAAAAGAGCUUGAUGCCGGAGCUUUGUUUGUACUCAAAUCCAGAGGUUCAUGGGUGCACUGUGGGUACCAUUUGACGACAUCAAUCGUGGCUCCGUCGCUUCUGAGUCUUCCCUUCGCGGUGGGCUUGCAAGGGUGGGUUGGGGGAGUUGUUUCCCUCAUCCUUCCAGGUUUGCUCACCUUCUAUUCCUACAAUCUUCUCUCUCUGGUUUUGGAGCACCAUGCACAGCUUGGCCACCGCCAACUUCGGUUUCGGGACAUGGCUAGAGACAUUUUAGGACCACGAUGGGGGAAGUAUGUUGUUGGCCCACUUCAAUUUGGGAUAUGCUAUGGGGCAGUCAUUGCCGGUGUUCUUCUAGGAGGGCAGAGCCUUAAGUUCAUCUACUUGCUUUCAAAUCCAAAUGGGACAAUGAAGCUUUACGAGUUUACCAUCAUCUUCGGAGUUCUAAUGCUCUUCCUGGCCCAAAUUCCAUCCUUCCACUCCCUCAGGCAUAUCAAUCUUGUCUCUCUUUUCCUCGCUCUUGCUUACAGUGCUUGCGUCACAGCCGGUUCAAUAUACGUCGGAUUUUCCAAGAAUGCUCCCAACAGGGACUAUUCCCUAAAUGGCUCCCAAGAGAAUCGUGUUUUUGGUGCUGUUAAUGCUGUUUCAAUCAUUGUUACCACAUAUGCCUGUGGAAUUGUUCCUGAAAUACAGGCAACUAUAGCUCCUCCAGUCAAAGGCAAGAUGUUCAAAGGUUUAUGUGUCUGCUACGCUGUUAUAUUCACAACUUUUUUCAGCGUCGCAAUCUCUGGGUAUUGGACAUUUGGCAAUCAAGCUAUGGGGACAAUUCUUGCCAAUUUUAUGGGUAAUCAAAAGCCUUUGCUGCCAACUUGGUUUCUCUUGAUGACCAAUGUGUUCACUGUAAUCCAAAUAUCGGCUGUCACAGUGGUAUACUUGCAACCAACAAACGAAGUUUUCGAAAAGUUAUUUGCAGACCCCAAACAGGACCAAUUUUCCACCCGCAACGUUGUGCCGAGGUUGUUUUUCCGGUCAAUAUCCGUGAUUGUAGGCACACUUUUUGCUGCCAUGCUACCUUUCUUUGGAGAUAUCAUGGCAAUUUUGGGGGCAUUUGGAUUCAUUCCCCUAGAUCUUAUUUUCCCAAUGGUUUUCUACAAUGUCACCUUCAAGCCCUCAAAGCGUAGCCUUGUUUUCUGGGCGAACACAUUGAUAGCAGCAGCAUCCUCGGUGUUAUCAGCGGUCGGAGCAGUGGCAUCGGUUCGACAAACCGUUCUUGAUGCCAAAGCAUAUCGUUUGUUUGCAAACAUAUAAAAAUAUAUCAUAUAUGUUUAACAGUUGAUGGGCAUUAAUUUCAAGGUUUGGAAUGUUUUAGAGAAAUGCUAUCUAGCGUUCUCUCAGCAUUUUCGGUUAA
This is a messenger RNA of Corylus avellana, 1649 nucleotides long. RefSeq names its product GABA transporter 1. The record is from RefSeq and is a predicted model, not a curated record. NCBI's taxonomy places the organism in Eukaryota, Viridiplantae, Streptophyta, Magnoliopsida, Fagales, Betulaceae.